UAUUCCAUCCAAACAUGUUCUCCAUAAUGGAUGACACUAUUACGGAACAAGAUCUCUUCUCAGGGACAUUGGAUUUUGUUCCGCCGUCCUUUUUGAUGCUAUUUUCAACCCGAGUAAAGAGACCAACAUGAUGAGAAAUGACAAGAUCCUCUCUGCUAUAUGUAAGGAAUGAGAAUCUUAUUGAUUUUUGGUGGUGGUGGUUCUGGUGAAAAACACAAUGAAAUAGAAUAGAAUGCUUUCCCUCACGUUUAUUUAUUGGUGGGAGAGAGAGAAAGGAAGGAAGUGAAAGCAACUUUGGUCGGUUCGGUGGUGGUGAAAAUAAACGAGAGAAACACCGCUUAUUUAGAUAAAUAACGAUGAUAACAUAACUCGUAACGUAAUUAACUUAAUUAUAGUCAAGGUAUUCGUCAUUCGUUGAUUGCGUGUGUAUUUUGAGACUGAAUUUUUGCAUCGAGUUUUUCGUGUCAUCGUGUUUAAUCGAGGCACACAGUUGGUUCGAGGAAGUUGAUUCUGUAAAAUAAUAUAUGUGUUUCUGCUUUGUUUUUAUUUACAUUUUUGUAAAGUGCAGUUUGAGGAUAAUUAAUUAGUGAUUAUAAUGUUAAUUUACUUGAUUAAUUGACUUGGUCCAAGCCUGAUGUAAAAAGCCAUUACAAUCUAUAUUUGAUGUGCAAGGAUAUUAAAAAUUCGUACUUUUUACACUUCCGGCUUCAAAGUGCAGCAGGAACAACGAAAUUAUGAGAAAUAUUGGUGAAUUGUGAAUUGGUGGUUAUCUAAGAUAACUUAUCUUGAAGGAAUAAUAAUUAAGAUAAGCAAGGAUGUGGUCCAACAUAAUACUGACGAAGGGGGGCGUGGGUGAGGACGGUGAACCCGAACUGGGUAACCACCCCCCUUCUCGGUACAAACAUUGCGGUGUCCUUGUCCCUACCGCGACGGUGGCUAAUUCGAAUUAUGACCUCUACAUUUUUGGGGGACGAUCGGGAACUUUUCCGCUGAAGGAUUUUUGGAAGCUUGAUUUGAAGCUGGGAAAAUGGGAAGAAAUCCGUCCCUUGGACAAGAACGGUGGAGAAUGGCCUCCACAUUUACAAGAACAUUCCAUGGUGUAUUAUUCCAGCAAGAUUUACAUCUUUGGGGGAGAGAUUAGUCUUAGUUAUGGCGAAGAUUUGAGUCCCUUGUGGAUCUACGGGGUCGAAUCGGGUUCUUGGAGGAGGUGGGGGUGCACCCCGAACAAUAGCGGGGAGGCAGAAAAUCGUCUCAAGAAGAAACAAAUGAUGCUGAAAAGUCCGGAAGUAUCGCGACAAGCCUUGACCAAAACGCCGGUUGGGCGGAGAGGUCACACUGCCACGGUUUGGAACAAUUAUAUGCUUGUCUAUGGCGGAUAUAGAGAUUUGAAGGGAUCGUUAGGAGAUUUAUGGGCAUUUCAUUUCGAAACCGAGUCUUGGCACUUAUUCUCAUCUCACGACCUUCACAAGAAGAACGCGAAACCGUGGUAUUUCAGUUUUUCGGGUGGAUUUACCUCCUCCUCGUCGUACUUUCCUUGUCCGCGACACUCCCAUAUCGCCGCCCUGCAUAAUUCCUCCCUCUACAUUCACGGUGGGAUGCAGGACUUGUUAGAGCUCGGAGAUUUGUGGAGGUUUGAUCUAAAAACGAGACUCUGGACGCAAAUUAAGACAAAAUAUGGGCCAGGACCGUUGCAUGGACAUGUCGGAUUGGUGGCGCUGGAUUCACUCCUAAUUUUGGCUGGAGAACGGGGAGGAAAGGCGGUCGAUGAAUUUUGGAGGUUCGAUUUCUUGGCAGAAACCUGGGAGCGAAUUGUUUUAAAUGGGUGCCGACCGUGCCCCCGAGUUUGGCCGUGGGGUACAAUUCUUCCCAUCGUUUAUAAAAGAGUGCAAGGAACUCCGAAUGAAAAUCAGGCUAAUUCACAAACGUCUCCGGGUUCGACGGAGAAUAAAUACUGGUGGGACUAUGACGAAUCGAUGCUCGCCCACCCAGAAGAUGACGAUGAAGGGGAUGACGACGAAGAAGUAAUUCACCACCAACAGCAACUUAAGGUCCCUUCCUCCUCCUCCGCAGUGCCGAACGGAUCGUCCUCCUCGUCCGGGGAUGAAAAGAAGAAUCGUUCCUCCUCCUUGUUCUCUGACUUUGCGAGAUUCGCUUACAACAAUGGAGACUAUCAAGCCUUAUCGGAGACGAAUUCUGUCUGCUUAUCGGAAGAGGAGGCGAGCCCACGACCUCCACUCAGCAACAAAAGUCAUGCCCAACAAAAAUUAGCGAAUAACCAGUGCCAAAAUGGAAACGAUGCGAAAUUAGAGUUGCCUGGAUUAAGAAAGAUUGAGGAGCAAGAAUCCUCAUCACUCCCACCCACGACCGUUUCUCUCAUCGACCUGGGCGGUGAUGAAACCAAUUUCUACCCAGUCCAACCUUCACAAUCUUCACAUUCUCCCCCUUCUUCAACCAACUCGCCCCCCACGACGACCGGAAACACGCCGGAGUCUCUCCCCGAAGAAGAAGGGGAAGCACUCACCUUCGACUCAAUCGUUCCUCCCGAUUCCUCCUUCAAUUCCUACUCAUCCGCCUCCGUCGAGUCGCGCCCUUCGACGACACGACGAUCCGAAUCCGCGACUUGUUUACAAUUAAAUCUGAAAAAGAACUCGGUCAAGAAAUCGGCUUCUGUACGUUUCGCCGACAUCGUGGAACCCCCCUCGACAUCUUCCUCGUCGCAUUUUAUACUCGCGAGAGAAUGCACGUCCGACUAUUCGAGUAUGGAGCAUGGGAUUAAUUUGCAGCAGCAGCAGAGGCCGGGUGGGGGUGGAGGCGGAGCAGGAGGUCACAAUGGUUACGAGAAUCCCAACUAUCACGGCUCCUCCAACACGUUUCAUACCAAUCCUGCCUUCCAAGUUGUUGAAGCGUACGAGUUGGACACGAUUUCGGGUGGUGGCGCAAACGGGGAAAUUCCUGUGGCCGAGAAAGUGGAACAGGCGAAAGUAGAAGCACCGUAUUAUUACCAAGUUUCCACGCCGAACUAUAUGCUACUCAUUGGAGGUAACGAGUCUCAUUCUAGUCAUGUCGUGUCGAAAAGACAGCCCCUUGCGAUUUGGAGGUUACGUGUGACCCGUGACCUUUUUGGGGUCAACCCAUCCUCAUCCUCACAGGGGCAGGAGCUUCUCUAUUCUUCGUCUGGAAAUGGUAGCAGCAGUGGCAGCAGACCUUCGUCGGGGUCGCAGCAGAGAAAAGUGACGACUACUGGAUUCUAACGCGAUCUGAUUUCUGGAAACAAUUAACUAAAUUUUUACUGAUCUGAUGAUUCUGAUGAUACUCGAUCUGUCCAAGUUGAACUUUCAAACUUCUCUCUUGUUCAAAUUGCAAAGCAAAACCGUUCAUAAAUAACAAAGUGUUACGAUUAAUUAAUUAAUUAAUUAUCUAACUAAAAUUGCUAAUUUUAGGGGUGGACAAAAUCCAGUAUUUUGAGCUCCGUUCUUCCCAAGUAUUCGCCCACCCUUGAAAAUUAAUAACUUAUUAUGACGAGAAGCGUACUCUGACAAUUUCUCGGCACUUAUUUGUGUCCACUGUUCACUAAUUAUAAUCGACACGCUGCCGUCGCUUUUUUACUUGUCUACUUUUGCUUGUACAAAUUCACAAUAACACAAAGUUAAAGAAAGGUCGAGUGUAUUUUGUCCAAUUUUUACAAGCAAGCAAUUUAAAAUACUGAUUGGAAACUGUCAUACUCAAAAAAAUUUUGUAAAAAAACACGUAACGUUUGCUACAUUAAUAUUUGAAAAGUAUUUAACUAACUAACUUUUUGGUCUAUUUAUUCGUAAAUUGUAAUUGUAGAAAGGAAACUUGACUAUGUUGAAAGAAAUGAAAAUAAUUCGUAAACUUGAAAACCCAGAAGAAAUUUCAGGAAAGUGAGAAUCUCAGUAUAUAAAUAUGUAUUAAAGGUGCGUUUAUACUUCACUUUUUGGUAACUUGUGCCAAUAUUGCGGUUUAACUAUGGCACAAAUUAGGAAGGCAGGAGAAGCAAAAUGCAGAUAAUUACUUAUUUGACGUAGUUAAAUAUGUUUGUAAAUCCAAACCAAAGAUUGUUUUACUUUAUUAUUACAAUUGUGUGAUUGUCAAUCAAGUCAUUGUUUUUGAAACAUUAUUGUGAUUUUUCGAAAGAGCAUUUUUGUGUCAUAUUUUUAGUAUAUUUAUAUUGGUCCUAAAAAUCGUGUCAUAGUUUUUUGAAACGCUGUGAUUUAGCAUGAUUUUACGAAGUGCAUUUUUUUGUGUCAUAUUUUUUACAUGGUUUUUUGGUGGUGAUGGGUUUUGUAACUGAAAUAUUUAGGAUUCCGUUUAUUUUUACCUAAUUUCUGGGUAACAAACCCAGUUAUAUAUUUUACGUAUGAGUAAAAAAGAGUGAUAAUACUACAUGAAAGAAAAGAGUGAAAUGAACUAUAAUACAUAAGAUUGUACUUUACGUUGUAGUAGUGACGAUGAGAAAUGUAUGUGUAUAAGUAUUAAGACAAAAAAGGUACGGAAUAAAAAUGUUGUGGUGCAUAAGAAUGUGUACGUACUCAUUUUUUGGAAAAAAAGGUUGAUUUUAUUUAAGGAAGCUGUAAAAAGUCAGUUUAUUUAAAUCUACACACGAAACACGACGUAUUAUAAGCGAACGAUUUUUUGAUUUUUACAAUUUAAAGAUUUUUAAACAAAAAUUCGAACACGACGCAUUAUACGAAUACGAUUUUUUGAUUUUUAUAAUUUGAAGAUUUUUAUAAUUCAUAGAUUUUUAUAAUUUUUGUAGAAUUAUUAAAAAUUAGAGCACGACGCAUUAUCAGAGUACGAUUUUUUUAAAGAGUGUAUAAUUUUGUAUAAUUAUAGAAAAUUCUGUGAAAUUUUUGCAUACUUUCUUUUCUGCAAAAAUGGUGCUAAAUUCCCAAAGUUUUUUGAUUCGUGUAAUCUUACCUGUUUUUUGUUCUUAUUACUUAUUUUCUGUUGGAGUAGUGUGUAACGCUGGUUGGGGAGGAGGAGGUCGUGGUCACGGUCAUAAUAAUCACAGAGGUGGUGGUGGAGGUCAUAAUCGUGGGGGCGGCGGCGGAUGGGGUCAGAAUUUUCGACCUCAGCAACAAUACUUUGGGGGACAAGGAGUUUAUGGAGGGUGGUCAAAUCCCUACUUUGCCAACAAUUACCCCGGUGGACUAGGUGGUUCUCCCCCAGUAAUAAUUAUUCCCCCGCAGCAACAUCCCGCAGUAAUUACCAGCACGACGCCCGCCCCCAAAAUAACGUCAACAAUGUCCCCCCUCACCACCGAGAAGGCAGCCCCCACGAUAAUUCACAUUCAUCACAAUUACCCCCCAAACACAAACCCAGAUGUCCUCGUCGACUCAGCCGGACCAAUCGGAUCCGGACCCUGGAAACAAGCCGACGCCCAAACCGUUGAAGCCCCCAACAAAAAACCGCAAGAAGAACAAUCCGGGAUUAAAAAGGAGGACGAAGAAUUCACCGAUUUUGACUUAUCCCUUAUCGACGCGAGGUUAUCAUUUCGAUAAAUAAAUACGGAUGGAAAAUCUGUAAAUAUUUUAUUUUGAUCCCAAAAUACCUAUUAUUUAUCAAAUUAGUGACUAUGAAUUCGUCGUUCUACGCAAUUUAUUCGCAUGGGUUAUGAAUUCACUGAAUAAACAUGAAUUGAAAAUUUGCACACA
Messenger RNA from Folsomia candida, 5675 nucleotides. Its product is annotated as tip elongation aberrant protein 1. The coding region runs from base 816 to 3251 and encodes 811 amino acids. Gene Ontology annotation, cellular component: Golgi apparatus. Lineage: Eukaryota; Metazoa; Arthropoda; Collembola; Entomobryomorpha; Isotomidae. The transcript is spliced from 11 exons. Gene Ontology annotation, molecular function: protein binding. The record is from RefSeq and is a predicted model, not a curated record.